CUCUUCAUUUAAAUCUCAUUUAUUGGUGCAUCGUGCAUAUAAUGGUUCAUCUGCAUGUUCUUGUAUUCUAUCCACGUGUCUCGAUUUUAUUGGCCAGAAUGGAACCUAAUCACACCUGUCAAGACUCCCGCAGUUGAUUGGCUGAGAGCGUUUUCAAAGUCGGAUAAGGCGUUUUCUACAUCACACGAUGGCUUGAAACACUUAUCCUGAAUUUCCCUUAUUUCAAUCUCGGAAUCUCCAACAAUUUUUCUGAUUUUGAUCGAAAAAGAAAGCGAAAAACAAAGAAAGAAAGAUCAGCUCAACAGCCAUGGCAUCAAUGGGUUGCCUGCAGCGCGGCUCUUCUCAACCCGUCCUCGACGGCAGCCUCCGAUCGAGCCGCUUGAGCAGAACCAACGCCGCCAGAAUCUGCCUGUCCAGGCUAGGGCUUAGGGUUCGAGCCCAACAGCAGCCGAGCUCAGCCGAGACCGAGCCGUCACGCCGAGCUAUGCUGGGGCUUGUUGCUUCCGGGAUUGCAUCUGUUUCCUUUGUUCAAGCCGUGCUGGCUGAAGCCAAGCCGAUCAAGAUUGGACCGCCGCCCCCACCCUCCGGUGGACUGCGACUGAUUCAAUUUUUGCAAUUACAGUUUUCGAGAUUAUGGAAGUUCGUUGAAGCUGGAACUUUGAACUCGGAUGAGGCGAGAGACUUUAAUCUACCCCUCAAGGAUCGGUUUUACCUUCAGCCAAAGACACCAGCUGAGGCUGCUGCUCGGGCCAAGGAGUCCGCUAAGGAGAUAUUUGCCGUGAAGGCCCAAAUUGAUAAGAAGGCCUGGCCUUAUGUCCAAAACGACCUUCGUUUGAGGGCUGAGUACCUUCGUUACGACCUCAACACCGUUAUUUCGGCUAAGCCCAAAGAGGAGAAGAAAGCCCUCAAGGACUUGUCUGCUAAGCUCUUCCAGACAAUCAGCAAUCUCGACCAUGCCGCGAAGAUCAAGAGCAGCCAAGAGGCCGAAAAAUACUACGCUGAAACAGUGUCGGCUCUGAAUGAUGUCUUGUCCAAGCUUGGCAGCCAAAUUCGGCGCCUCCCGAACAUCCUUCAUCUCGCCCGUCUCCAUAUCAUACGUGAAUAUUUUGCUUCCCUUCAUCCAAAACCAUAUCUUCCCUUCCCUCGCAAACAACGGGACAAACUCGUCAUUAUUCCCUUCCUUAAAAAACGGGAGCCCAACAAUCCUCUUCUCCCGACACCAAAUCCCCCUCUCGUAAUCCGUCAGCUCCAUCACCUCCAAAUUGGGCCCCACAACAUCUGCAAUCGCAAGCUUCCCGGCCCAGUCCAUAUCCCAAUAGUUCCUCCACCUCGUAUCGGGCCGGCCCAAUUUCCCAAAACAGCUAAUAGAAAACUUCUCUGUCUCCAGAGGUUUCCACGGGCCGGGCAGGCCGGGGGUGAGAAUCUCGCACCCGUCAAAGCCCGUUUUCGGGUCGAGGUAAAACGAGACGACCCUGUAGCUUUGGGUGGCCCGAACGAAGGCGAGGGAGAGCCCGUAGCUGCCCUCGUGCGGGCUGGGCAGCUCGAGGGCCCGUUUAGUGGCUGGGUUCCAGAGGUAGUGAAUGUUCUUGGUGGUGUUCUUCAAGAUGAGAAGGCCGUCGAGGCCGGCUGUUAA
Striga asiatica is the source of this 1633-nucleotide messenger RNA. The record is from the annotation of a GenBank genome assembly. Lineage: Eukaryota; Viridiplantae; Streptophyta; Magnoliopsida; Lamiales; Orobanchaceae.